Messenger RNA from Pomacea canaliculata, 2463 nucleotides. RefSeq lists its product as uncharacterized. Gene Ontology annotation, biological process: DNA catabolic process. The record is from RefSeq and is a predicted model, not a curated record. Gene Ontology annotation, molecular function: 3'-5'-DNA exonuclease activity; nucleic acid binding. The transcript is spliced from 4 exons. Gene Ontology annotation, cellular component: cytoplasm. Bases 155 to 1198 code for a protein of 347 amino acids. NCBI's taxonomy places the organism in Eukaryota, Metazoa, Mollusca, Gastropoda, Architaenioglossa, Ampullariidae.
CGGAGUUGUCAUUCGAUUUACAUGCAUACGAAGUCAACGGGGCUGCCAUACAUUGCAUAUCGUUGCUGUAAAAGGAGUAUUGUACUUCUGUUAGUCUAUCGCACGAACUACAUUUCAGUCUGCUGAUCAUUUGAGUCUUCAGGAGUUUCUUGAAAUGGCAACAUCAUCGCAAGGAGAAGGUCAACCAAACAUUCCGACCUCGACAAUGGCAUCUGAACAGAGCAAUAACUCCGAUGGAGCAGCAGGACCAAGUGGCAUCCCACGUGCGGUACCUGUUCCAAAACAAAGACCUGUUCCUCUGACGCGACAGGUGGUCUUUGAUCUUGGAAUCACUGGGCUGGAAAAUGAAUGCCAUAUACUUCGGAUCUCUGCAUCACGUUUGGAUGUACCUGUAAAUGAGGAAUACUUCAACAAAUAUGUCCUGCCGAAAAGGGAAAUUAGUUAUUGGGUUCAAGAGAUCUUUAAGUAUUCUGUCCAAGGGGACAAUUUGUAUCGAAAUGGCGUUCAGCUUCCUACAUUACGCAUACGCCAGGCCUUGUCCGAGUUUCUGGAGUUUCUAGGGGACGAGCCUGUAACACUGAUUGCCCACCACUCCAGGCGGAUUGACUUUCCCGUUUUGUACAAUGCCAUGAAAGCCUGUGACAUGUUGCCGGAAUUUGAAAAAAAGGCGACAGGCUUUGUGGACACACUGCCUCUGUUUAGAGGUGUCUGGCAGGAUUUCGGUCCCUAUAGACUACGUACUCUGUACGGUAAACUGUUUCCACGUGAGGAACAAAACAUAAGCAAUGUCAUGGUAUUAAAGACCCUUGUUGGACAUCCCGAUGUUACAGACGAAGCAGUUUCAAAACAUUCUUUUGAUUUUACAUACGUCGCUCAGGCUGCCAAAAGGUCGUUCGAGAAAAAGAGCAACUUACCCAGUUGGAAGCCUUUGAUAACUUCUCGGUUUGUGAGCAAGUCCAUGGCACAGAGAGCAGCAGCAAGUGGUCUUGCAGUUCACCAUCUGCUGCUGGCCUACGAAUGGGGUGAAGAGCAAGGUGUGCUGGACGUCCUCACCGAAAUUACCAGCGAUGGCAAACCAAGGGUUACCAAGGAUAAGAAAGUGCUUGAAAAAAUUGUAAGCUUCAUCACUAAAGGUUCUUUCGACGACGAACAAGAAAACGAGUCUCUGGAGGACGAAGACGAUUUUUAUCAGAAUUAACGAGGAAGGAAUCGGAGAGCAGCCUACGCAGACAACUACUGACCUUGCGACCUGGACCCUCCUUCACUCAAUUGAGAAUUGAAAAUCUGUUCGUCGACAAACUGAAAACACUCUAUCUUAACCAACAUUAACUGACAACAACAAACUUUAACUAACAUCAACUGAGAAUACAAGACCUAUUUUUGUAACGCGGUUGGUAUUAACACGUACCAGUUAAUACAUGGUUUUAGCAUUACUUACGAGAUAGAGAAAGAAGUGUACAGCCAAGGAGGCAGAACAAAUGAAUUUUAAAAAAAAACCUUCCUGUUCUUAGUAGUCAUUGUAAGGGCAUGUCAAUCAAGCAAGCCCACCCUAACAGAAAGGAGGGUCACUGGAGCUAGGCUGCACUGACAGCAAGUUUUUUCUUCUAACCUGAUUUGCAUUGAUAAAUUUCUUAUAUUUCACAGAUGUUUUGCAAUUAUGUUUUUAAAUUUUUUUGCACGUGAGUAAAGUCUAUCACAUAUUGUGCCAUGUUCCUUUCGUAGAAAAUGUAUUUUCUACUUUCAGCAAAGUUUAAUGUUUAAUUAACUGGUCAAGCUGGCACCACUCCGGCUAAUGACAGGACAGGAUGGUCAAGGCAGUCUAUGUUCUGUGUAAGUUGAUAUGGAACAAUCUGUGUAAAACGAACUACGCUGAGAUGGUUUAUUUGAACAGUCUGUAAGUUCAUUUUAAAUAGUCUUAGAAAAAAUGCAAAUAUUUCGUGAAUCUGUUGCCGUUGCAACAGUUUUUUUCUGCUGAAAAUUCAUUGUUAUUCAUUUCUUGCUGCUUUCCUCAUUUAGGCUAAUGCAUAUGUAUUAAUGAUUUUGCUUACUGUUUGGAUUUAAUGGAAUUGUGCUCAUUCAUGUUAUGCCAUGUUUAAUGUGUAUAUAUUUUAAUUUUGAAAAAAAAUAUUCCUUAUCAGAAACAAUUUUUCCCCCCGGAGAAAGGGAUUUUGUAGAACACGUAUUUUCUACUUUCAGAAAGUUUAGUUAGAAUAUAGACCACCAACUGGACAGUGAAUGUAUAGUGUAUUGGAAGUCUACGCCAGCAUGAACUUUAUACUAUUGAUGUAAGCAAAGAAGGGAUUUGUGAAUAUUGGAUUUUGAACUGUGAACAUUGAACUGUGGGUAUCGGAUUACUAACGGUGAACAUUUAUGAGGCGAGCGACAUCGAGGAGAGAUAAGUUUUAAGAAUUACGUGUAGAGCUAACUGUAAACCAUUUUUGUACGUAUGUAUUGUUUUAUUAC